Messenger RNA from Scomber japonicus (chub mackerel), 3018 nucleotides. RefSeq lists its product as uncharacterized. Gene Ontology annotation, biological process: signal transduction; regulation of DNA-templated transcription elongation; mRNA export from nucleus. NCBI's taxonomy places the organism in Eukaryota, Metazoa, Chordata, Actinopteri, Scombriformes, Scombridae. The record is from RefSeq and is a predicted model, not a curated record. The transcript has 17 exons. The coding region runs from base 235 to 1791 and encodes 518 amino acids. Gene Ontology annotation, cellular component: THO complex part of transcription export complex. Gene Ontology annotation, molecular function: protein binding.
UCGUUUAUUUUAAGAAGGGUUGCUGCACUCACAUGGACAAUUGUUGUGAAGAAGUUGUCGAGCGACGAGGGCUCUGAUGACCAGUAAUGCGCCAAUUACUGCAUAGAGCUUUAAGCAGACACCGAUAGCCAAUGGUUGCACCAUUUUGCCUUUCAGGUGCUUUUUACGCGCAGACGCUGCACGCUGUGGGAGAAGAGAAAGUAAACUGUAACGGGGUUUGAUUACAGAGAGAGGAUGGUGGCAGAGAUGGCGAGCUGCGGAGCGGCUCGUCAUCUGGAGAACGGAGACGGAGAUAUCCCCGCACCUGAAAACAAAGAUAAUCUGACAGAAAGUGACAGCAGCAGUUCAGAGAACGCGGGAACAUCCACUGAAGAAAGCUCUGAGGAAGAAGAGGAGGAAGACUCAGAAGCCUGCGCUGAGAAGGAUGAAGGAGAGGAAGACAAUGACGAGGCCGAUGCUGAGGGGUCAAAAGAUGAGUUCAACCGUGGACCUAAAGCAGAGGUGGCAAAUGGGAAAGAUGAGGGGAACUUCAAAUUAUGCUGUGAAAAAUGCAAAGCCAUACAGCAGAGCCAUGGCAGUGAGCUCGUUACUCCCAGGAGGAUCUCGAAGGGGCGAUUACAGGUGCAGCUGGAGGCAGAGGGCACAUAUGAGUGUUCAGUCACCGGACUGGUGUUUGAAGCAUCAGAGCGGGUCCUUGUGCGGUACUCUGUCUUGUCCUGGUCCAAGUUUGGCGCAUUCCUCCGGGACUCCUGGAAGUUUGCCGGGCCGAUAUUUAACGUGGACACAGUUGACAAGGAUGCAUCCGUCCUCAAGUCCAUUCAGUUUCCUCACUCUGUCUGCCUGGCUGAUCAAGACAAUGAGAUGACAUUCAGUGUCCUGCACAUAAAGGACAACCGUCCAGUCAUUGAGCCAACGAUGGACCACUCAGGCAGCCAUGUUAAGUGGCGUGUGUCGUCCCUCUCUCCCGUGGGUCCCAUCAUCCAGACCAACCAGUCUGUAGAGCACCACGGGGUGGUCCUGAUCUACAAACAGCAGGGCAGUGGCAACAACAACUACAGCUUCCACAUUUACCUGGCCACCAACAGCUCAUCUGACAUCAAGGAUAUAAGAAACCAGGUGCGGUGCUACAAGAAAUGCUACAGUCAGAUAAUUAAGCCUCCCACUUGUAAACUGGAUGAAGGGACGUAUCGUCUAACGAGUGAGCCAGAAGGGGAGAUCAAACCUGAGGAUUUGAAAUUCACUCUUGCGGUGACAAAGAUGAAAGGCUACUUUGAAGCUUUCUUUGAGCAGCCUCCUCCUUUUAAAUUGUCUCUCAUAGAGAUGAACACUGAGGAGACUGUGUGGUCUGCCACCAUCAGAGAAGGGGACUGUUUGGAUAACAAAGAAAAAAAGCCUAGAAAAAGAACAAACAGCAGACAGAGGAGCAGCAGCAACUCAGAAGAAGAAACGGCCUGUAAAAGACCUCGAUCGCAGGAUGAGUCAGACGGAGUGAAAACGGCAACAACUCAGGGCCAGGACAUGUCAGAGAAACAGCUACUACUGGUGGCAAAACGGCUGGGGAAGGAAUGGAAGCAGGUGGCCAUCUAUCUGGAUGUGAGCUCCAGUAAGCUGGAUGAGAUCCAGGCAGGAGAGAAAGAUGUGACCAUGCAAAAGCUGAAGAUGCUGCUGGAGUGGAAGAGUAGGAGACGGCCGAGAGAGGCCACGGCAGCCCACCUGUGGGAGAGUGUGAAGGAUCUGGAUGACUUGCCAAAUGAGAUCGAUCACACGCUGCGAGACAUGAUGGGCAGCUGAGCAGCCAAGUGAAAGGGAAGUGACUUAAAUUGACUAUGGGAAGAAAAAAAACAUCUCAGGAACUGAAGCCAGGGUUGGUAUCUUGAACAAACAAUAUUCUGGACAUUAAAAUGAUUGAUGGGUCAUUGUAUUGCUGCAUUUUACAAAAAGGGCCACUGUCUUAACUCUGGAUGGGCAUUUACCCCUAAUUCUGUUCACAUGUGGUCCCGUGGCUCUGUAAUGAAUACAGAACAGUCAAGCUAUACCUUAAAAUACCUUUGUGUAGCCAGAAAUGUAAGGCUUAGCAUUCAGGUUAAAAAAUGACUGGUCAAGGUAGAGGUCAUUGAUAUGUUUAGUAGCUAAUUAUGUAGCCAGUACUAGAUGUAAAUGUAGGUGCUGCAGUGUUGAAACUGCAAAAAAGUCCAAAAAAUCCAACCUGUGUAUCUUGUUUCACUUUAAGAUGUUAUGUUUGUGGGACUUUUUAUAAAACAAUUAAGCAUUACAUCACAUGCAUGUGACUGUCCAAAGUAGGCUGAAUUACUGAGCUACAUUUUUUUUAUAUUUCUACACACUAUGUACUGUAUAUAUCGUUUUUUAUCUACUUUUCUAAACUUUUUAAAGUCUGUUUUGUUUGUUUAUGUCUGUUGAUUCGUCAAAUAAGAACCUGUAAGAUAGCUGGAGUUGCAAGAUGUUUAUUAUUAUGUUUAACUUGAACUUUCAAUCAACUCCUACAUUUCUUAGACUGAAAAGCACAUUUUUUUCUUUGUUAAAUAUGAAUCUUGUUUUUGUGUACUGUGUAAAAAAACAAAAACAAAUCACAAGCAUUUUGAUGCAGGGCUUAAUUGAAAUAUUCCACAUCAGUGAGUGCAGCUACAGCCUGGUAGCAUUGAUAUAUUGUUUAAUGAAAUAUGCUGUGGAAAUAUUUCCGUUACAAUCUCUCAACAUACUGGGCAUUUAAAUGGUAUAGUCACAGCAGCUUUUUGUCUUCUUAAUGGUACUGCCUCCAGACAUCUCAACAACACUAUUUUGGAAAAGCUGCAGAAAUGGCAUGAGGAAUGUUUUUAGGGUCAUCCAUGUUGAUAUUCUGCAGUAGUGUUUACUUUGAUAGAGCAAUGCCACUUCCUUUAAAUGCUUUACCACCAACAUUCCAGUUUGUCCUUUUUGCACUUGUUUACAUUCAGGUCUGAGUCCAUCCAAAUACUUUUGUAAUGACAGUAACAAAAAGUAAAUGUUGACUGAAUAAAACAA